Brassica rapa (field mustard) is the source of this 1247-nucleotide messenger RNA. RefSeq lists its product as uncharacterized. The record is from RefSeq and is a predicted model, not a curated record. Gene Ontology annotation, cellular component: chloroplast. NCBI's taxonomy places the organism in Eukaryota, Viridiplantae, Streptophyta, Magnoliopsida, Brassicales, Brassicaceae.
AAUGCAUGAUUAUUUUUAUUCUCAUUGAUUUCUGAAUAACUACAUUAUAUUUUUAUUUUCUUGAUCAAUAAUAUAUUUGAAACAUAAAGUAAUACAAUAAAUUAACAAUAAAUCAAGAACAAUAUAGGAAAGUAUGAGCCUGAUGACGAAAAUCAUGAAAAUAAGAAAAAAUACGUCAUACUCCAAAUAGAAAGAUUCACUUCAUGAAUGAAUUAUCCUCAGCACUAUUUAAGACUUAAUAUAACUUAGAAACUUUCAAUUAUUUGAUAUUUGAAAAUGACGAUAUAAACACACAAUUUUUUUUAUAUCACUAUUGUCAAAUAUCAAAUAAUUUAAUAUUUUAAAGUUAUAAUAAGUUGUAAAGUUAUAAUAAGUUGUAAAUCGUUUUAACAUCGUAUAUAAUAAUAUUUUUGGAUAAUUCAACAAUUUUGAAUAUUUUCAGAUGUUUGGAUAUGAAAAUAUAUAUCCAAAUGGAUCCAAAUUAAAACUGAAAAUUUUCGUUUUUGAUAAAUAUUCUAACCAAUUAGAAAAUACUCAACCGGUACCAAAAGUACGUUGAACCGAAUAUUUGAUAGCAAAAAAAAAGAAGUGAAUUCAGACCGGUGGCCAUCCGUUAUUAUCUUAACGGACUCUCUGAACUCAGCUCAGGGAGAGAGAUGGCGAGUUCUAUUUUUUCAGUCUCUCAAGCGCCAUGUUUCAUCGCUAACAAUGGUAGUCAAAAAUCAUACACGUGGCUUUAUCAAUCAUCGCUGAGCUCGAACAGUAUCAUAGUUUCUUCAAAGCUUCAUCAUCCUCCUCGUCCACUAUCUUCUUCCACGGCCUCCGUCGUAGAAACUGAUGACGACGACGACGGACAGAAUGUCAGUGGUUGCAGAGGGUGCGGGAAGGAGGUGAAAGAGAAUGGUUGCAACGGCGACGGGCGGAUUCAAGGAGGCAUUGCUACUGUCCCUGGCUUCGGUUGGUGGCCCAUUAAGGCUUACCGGCCUUGUCCGGGGUUUGUGGAGGCCGGAGGUAGAUACCGCCGCAUAGGGGAGAGCAUGGACGAGGUUGCCUUUGGUCGUGGUGACUCUAAAUCCACCACUUGAUUUGUACUUAAGGUAGUAUGAUUCAAUAAAUAUAUGCACGUUCGUACAAUAUAAUCGGAAAGAUAAAAGAGUGGCGAGUAACUGAACCAAUCUCUUACCGUCACUAAGAUUUAUUGCAUUUGAGCAUAUCCAGAUUUAUAAAAGAAUUGGUAUCCCCUACAA